This is a messenger RNA of Fusarium fujikuroi IMI 58289, 4494 nucleotides long. RefSeq names its product related to carboxypeptidase Y-sorting protein PEP1 precursor. Gene Ontology annotation, cellular component: Golgi apparatus; membrane. NCBI's taxonomy places the organism in Eukaryota, Fungi, Ascomycota, Sordariomycetes, Hypocreales, Nectriaceae. The coding region runs from base 1 to 4494 and encodes 1497 amino acids. Gene Ontology annotation, biological process: Golgi to endosome transport; protein targeting to vacuole; Golgi to vacuole transport. The transcript has 3 exons. The record is from RefSeq and is a predicted model, not a curated record. Gene Ontology annotation, molecular function: protein binding.
AUGAUGAGGUCCUCAGCCUGGGCCGCACUCUCAUGGCGCGCCCUCAUAUUCUCACUGCUAUGGACAGCUGUGGCAGCAAAGCAGGACAAGCCGACGGUCGACGCUUCCGUCGCGAAGCAUCCUCCUCUCAACCUGAAUUACUUUGAGGAUAGUGACGUCGUUGUCUUCCAAGAUAUCGAGGAGAGAAAUAUCUGGAGGUCCGAAGACGCAGGCAAAACAUGGGCGCAAGUCCCUGACAUCCCCGACCGAAGCGCAACCUUCCUGUACCUUCACCCCUUCGAUUCCACAUCUGCUUUUGUUCUCACGAAAGAUCGGAAACACUACAAAACCGAAGACCGUGGCAAAAGCUGGAGUGAAUUCAACAGCGGUACAAUGCCGAGUGCCUUCCAACCCGAUACUCUUGUCUUCCACGCAGGUGACCCGAAGCGCAUCAUUUUCAACGGCAUGAACUGCGAUGGAAUUUUUUGCGACGAGGAAACAACAUAUACAAUUGAUGGUUUCAAGACUGUGCAGCAGCUGCGCCCCAGUACAUCAGGUUGCUGGUGGGCCAAGACAAACCGAGAGUUCACAACCGGCGAUGCCGAGCUGGACAAGACCAGAAUCCUUUGCAUCGUUACCGACCCUCUGAGUCUCUUCAAAACAAGCCAGAAGUUAUGCGUUUCGGAUAACUUCUUUGCCAAGGGUAGUGGUGGAAAAUUCGACGAAUUCGAGCCAAGUUUGGAUGGUCAACGUGAUGUAACUGGCGUCGUUAGCAUCGCAGCCGUCAAGAGCUUUAUUCUUCUUGCCUCGUCAUCCGCUGGCAGUGAUGAGAUGACUCUUUUCGUUACCAGUGAUGCUCAGUUCUGGCACCGAGCCAUGUUCCCCACGGACGACAGCCAUGACCAUUCCCACAAGAUCAACCAGGAAGCUUACACGGUCCUCGAAAGCACCAACUACAGCAUUCAAGUCGACGUGAUGACUUCUCACCCGUCCACCCCUAUGGGUGUCAUCUUCACCAGCAACUCGAACGGUACAUACUUCACAGAGAACAUCCCGUACACCAAUCGCAAUGUCAAGGGCCACGUCGAUUUCGAGAAAAUCAGCGGAAUUCAAGGUAUCUUCCUGGUCAACACGGUUGAAAACGGCAAGGAUGUUGAUGCGAAGAGCGCAAAGAAAGUUGUGGUGACACAGAUCACAUUUGACGAUGGAAGAACCUUUGAGCCAGUCAAAGCUGGACAAGACCGCAUCCACCUACAUUCAAUGACAGACAUUGACAAUAUCGGCCGCAUCUUCUCGAGCCCGGCUCCUGGUCUUGUUAUGGGCAAUGGAAACACGGGCGCCGCACUCGGCGAGUUCGAGAGUUCCAAUCUUUAUGUUUCUGACAACGCUGGCGUGUCAUGGAAAAAGGCGCUCGAAGGUCCUCAUAAAUAUGAGUUUGGCGACACAGGCGGUAUCUUGGUCGCUGCCAGAGAUUCUCUAAAGGAGGACGUCGAUAAGAUUUCCUUCUCCCUGGACUAUGGAGAAAACUGGGAGUCCGCCCCACUCCCUGAUGGCCUAAAGGUUAGGCCUGUUAUUCUGACAACUACACAAGACUCGACAAGUCUCAAGUUUCUGCUUAUUGGCGAGAAGGACAGAGCUUUUCACAUGAUCGCCAUUAACUUUGAGGGCAUGGAGAAGCGCACUUGCGAGAGUAAGGACAUGGAGUCAUGGUAUGCACGUGUUGACGACAAGGGAGCUCCAACCUGCAUCAUGGGUCACAAGCAGACAUACAACCGCCGCAAGAAAUCGGCGGAUUGCUUUCUCAAGGCCGACUUCCGUGACCCUGAACCCGUCAUCGAGAACUGCGAGUGUACCGAUGCCGACUUUGAAUGCGACUACAACUUCCAGAGAGACCCCGAUGACAACAAGGUCUGUAAGAAGGUUGGGCCAGUUCCUAUUCCAGAAGGCUCUUGUAAGGGCAAGGAUGAGACCUUCAAGGGAUCGUCCGGGUGGCGCCUUAUUCCAGGAAAUACAUGUACUCGAAAGAGUGGCGCUCAGAAGGAUGACCCAGUUGAACGCAAGUGCUCCGAUGGCGGCAGUCCCGGUGGCGGUUCGACGCCUGGUACUCCAGCCAGUGGUGAAAUUUCGCUCAAGAUCAAUGAGUUUACGGACAUCAAAGGCCAGGACAUGCAGAAAUUCUACCUCAUGGGUCUCGAAUCUGAGAGUCCUACCAGCGAAGUUGUUAUUGCUCGACCCAUUGGUGAUAAGCUACCUGGCGGUAAAGUCGAAGUGGAAAACAAGCUAUGGAUCACAGCUGAUCACGGCAAAACUUGGAAGCGCAUUCUUGAAAAGGAGAAUAUCUUGGGACUGAUUCCUCAUACAUACUUCAGGGAAGUUGUCUUCUUCCAUACAGAUUCUGAAAAAGUCAUCUAUACGAUUGACCGCGGUCAUAGUUUUCACAGCUUCAAGACGCCAUUUUCUGAUCCAGGUGCCGCGAUGAGCUUUCAUCCAGACAAGAAGGACUGGAUCAUCUGGAUCGGAAAGCGGUGUGGUGAUGUUGCGGGUAGCAAGGAUUGUUACCCUGAAGCCUCAAUCUCAACUGAUCGUGGUGACAACUGGAAGACUUUGCAACGUUACGCGACCAAGUGCGAGUUCACAGGAAACUCUGCCUUCAAAUUCCGCGCCCAGAAACAAAUUGUCUGUCUCGUUCACAAGGACGAGAACACUGACAAUCACAAAACCAUUGUCACAAUUGAGGACUUUUCUGAGGACGACAGGAUUUUCCACAACGGUACGGUUGCGGCGUUUGCAACUAUGAAUGAGUUUAUCCUCGCCACGGAUGAGGUUAUUGAAGAUGGCAAAGAGAGCGCCGGCCUGCAAGCCAUUGCUAGUAUGGACGGAAAACAUUUCGAAGCAGCCCAAUUUCCACGCAACUUUCACGAUUCACACUCAUCAUUGUACACUGUUCUUGACAGCUCUAACCACGCCGUCAACCUAUUUGUCGCCACUGAUCUUUCCGAAGGCCGACGACGCGGCUCAAUAAUCAAGAGUAAUUCUAAUGGUACAACAUAUGUUCUCAGCGCACCCAACGUCAACUCCGACGAACUAGGUUACGUGGACUUUGAAAAGGUCGCGGGUCUUGAGGGCGUCACCCUUAUCAAUUCUGUUUCGAACCCCGAUGACAAGAACGGAAAGAAGGUGAUUCAGACAAAGAUUUCGCACAACGACGGUGCCGAAUGGGGUUUCCUCCCCCCUCCAUCAAAGGGUGCAGAUGGCAAAUCUUAUUCAUGCAGCUCCUCAGGUGAUAGGCAAUGCGCUCUCCAUCUACACCACUACACAGAGCGAGAGAAUAAGGGCAGAACUUUCUCAGCAAGCACCGCUGUUGGCCUGAUCUUCGGCUAUGGAAACGUUGGACCAAGCCUUGGAGAUGUCAAGGAGGCCGAUACAUUCAUGUCCGCUGAUGGCGGAAUCAACUGGAAGAGCGUUAAGAAGGGUGUAUGGACGUGGCAAUAUGGUGACCAGGGUUCGAUCAUUGUACUCGCACAGCGUGCUACCCUCGCGAACAAGAUCAAGUCAAAUAUUGUCUCUUACUCAACAGACGAGGGCAAUACUUGGACGGACUACAAGUUCACCGACAAGGAAGUGACUAUUCAAGACUUGACAUCUGUCCAUAGUGGAACUUCCCGAAACUUUUUGGUGUGGUACCAGACAGAUGAUAAGAAACUCUUCGCUGCCAACCUCGAUUUUACAGGACUCACAAAUCAGCCCUGCAAGUACUCCGAUGAUUCUUCUUCAGAUUACGAUCUCUGGUCCCCUAAACAUCCCCUUCAAAACGAUGACUGCCUUUUCGGACAUAAGGCCAAGUAUCUGCGAAAGAAGACGGAUCGCAAGUGCUACAAUCAAGCAAGCAUGUCACGAUUGCGAGAAUAUGAAAACUGCGAGUGUACCAGGCGAGAUUUUGAAUGUGCAUAUAACUUCGAACUAGACAAUCAUGGACAAUGCACUCUGGUUCCAGAUCAUGAUGCCCUCUCGGGCGAGGAGUGGUGUAAGCAACAUCCCAACGAGACAUCCUACUUCGACCCUACAGGUUAUCGCCGCAUCCCCUUGACCACCUGCGAAGGUGGCCAAGAGCUGGAUAAGACCUCCACAGAGCACGCCUGUGCAGGACACGAGGAGGAUUUUGCACGCAAGCCCGCUUUUGGCUGGUAUGCUUGGCGCAACUGGAGCGGCAAAUUUGGACAGAUCCGACUGGGUGAUAACAGUGCCACCUUUGACAGCGAGCAACCUUGGAUCAAGUAUCCCGUCAUUGCUAUCUCAGCACUGGCAGCUGUUGUUGCUGCUCUACCACUAGUCUUGACCUCCAUAUGGCGAUCCGCCACUGGAGUCUACGAGCGUGUAUCAAACCGAAGUAGGGGAGGCAAUUGGUCAAGACGGUAUACCACACGCGAUAGCUUCGCCCGAGGACGGGGUGACUAUUCCAUGGUCGACGAUGACGAGGGUGAGCUACUCGGUGAGGAGAGCGACGAAGAGGUUUGA